Messenger RNA from Aspergillus homomorphus CBS 101889, 768 nucleotides. RefSeq lists its product as uncharacterized. The transcript has 2 exons. NCBI's taxonomy places the organism in Eukaryota, Fungi, Ascomycota, Eurotiomycetes, Eurotiales, Aspergillaceae. Bases 1 to 768 code for a protein of 255 amino acids. The record is from RefSeq and is a predicted model, not a curated record. Gene Ontology annotation, molecular function: protein binding.
AUGUUCAACAUCAGCCGGUUAUAUUGGAUUCAGGGCAACGCGGCAGCAGCCGAGGCAAUGUACCAGCAAGUGCUGACUGGUCAAGAAAAAGCUUCCAGUGCCGACCAUGCCUCUACUAUACAUACCGCUCACCACCUCCGUAACUUCUACUCUGCACAAGGCAAGUUUUCAGAGGCUGGAGAUGACCCUGGAAUCUGCGCAUACCCUUGCCGUCAACAGGACAAUCUAGCAGAGGCAGAAGCUUUAUUCAAGCGCGUACUGUCUGGGAGGAAGAAGACCCUAGGUGCCGGUAUCGCGCCCGUGCUCGCCGUGUUGAACAAUCCCGCCAAUAUCUACAGACACCAAGGCAAGCAGAAGGAAGCAGAAGACAUCUAUUACUCGGUCUCGAGUGGCUUUACAGCCAUAAGCCCCGGCCAUCCCUCGGCGCUCGGGGCCAUGAACAAUCUCGGCGUCAUUUAUCAAGACCCAGGCAAAUAUAAGAUGGCCGAGCGAGUCCUCCAGCAGGUGCUGAUCGACUACGAGAAACGGUUCAAUCGAAACCAUAUUUCCACUCUGGAUACGGCGUGUAACCUUGGAGACCUCUACCGGGUCCAGCGGAAGGAACAAAAGGCAAGAGAGAUAUACCAGCAGGCACAUGCAGGCUUCGAAAAGACACUGAGUCCUGAUCAUCCUAAGACUCGAGAGACGGUGGAUAAAUUAGAGCCUUUAUCAAAGUCUCCGAGGUCUCGCGCGCGCGAAGGAAUAUUUGAGUUUCUCCAUGGAAGUUGA